GUGACAGAAAUUCAGGGAUUCAAUGAGCCUCAAAAGGAGGAAUAUUUCAAGAAGAGAAUCAGUGAUGAGCAUCAAGCCAGCAGAAUCAUCUCACACAUUAAAAGAUCAAGAAGCCUCCACAUCAUGUGUCACAUCCCCGUCUUCUGCUGGAUCUCAGCCACUGUGCUUCAAAACCUCCUGAAACAAGAUGACAGUGCAGAAAUCCCUCAGACUCUGACUGAAAUGUACAUCCACUUCCUGCUGACUCAGAUCAACAUGAAGAGUCAGAAGUAUGAUGGGAAAGAUCCAGAGAAACCCCUGAAGUCCAACAGAGAUGUGAUUGUGAAACUUGCUAAACUGGCUUUCAAACAGCUGAUGAAGGGCAAUGUGAUGUUCUAUGAGGAGGACCUGAUUGAGAGCGGUAUAGAUGUCACUGACGCCUCAGUGUAUUCUGGGAUUUGCACUGAGAUCUUUAAGGAGGAAUCUGUGAUUCAUCACACGAAAGUUUACUGCUUCAUUCAUCUGAGCUUUCAGGAGUUUCUGGCUGCUUUCUUUGUGUUUUACUGUCAUAUCACCAAGAACAAAGAAUCACUGAAGUCAUUUCUGAAUAAAAUAUGCCGGCAGUACAGUCUCUCUCUGUAUGAUCUACUAAUCUCAGCAGCUGUUAAAGCCUUACAGAGUGAAAAUGGGCACCUGGAUCUUUUCCUGAGGUUCCUGCUGGGUGUCUCACUGAAGUCCAAUCAGAGACUCUUACAGGAUCUACUGAGACACACAGUGAACAGCUCAGAGACCAUCAAGAGAAUCAUACAAGACAUUAAAUAUGCAAUCAAGAGUGAUGUAGGUCUCUCAGCUGACAGAUGCAUCAAUCUGUUCCUCUGUCUGCUGGAAAUGAAGGAUCAGACUCUGUACAGAGAGAUUCAGGAGUUUGUGAAAUCAGAGAAACUCUUGAUGAAUAAACUCUCUCCGUCUCACUGCUCAACAAUCACCUACAUGCUUCAGAUAUCAGAGGAGGUGCUGGAUGAGUUUGAUCUGAAGAAAUACAACACAUCAGAUGAGGGUAGAAGGAGACUGAUACCAGCUGUGGUGAACUGCAGAAAAGCUCUACUUGCUGACUGUAAUCUCACUGAUCAGUGCUGUGAAAGUUUGUCUUCAUCUCUACAAUCAUCAAACUCACUGAGAGAGCUGGACCUGAGUCACAAUGACCUACAGGAUUCAGGAGUGAAGCUUCUCUCUGAUAUACUGAAGAGUUCACACUGUCAACUCAAUACACUGAGACUUGCUGGCUGUAAUCUCACUGGUCAGUGCUGUAAAAGUUUGUCUUCAUCUCUACAAUCAUCAAACUUCUCACUGAGAGAGCUGGACCUGAGUAACAAUGACCUGCAGGAUUCAGGAGUGAAGCUGCUCUCUAAUGGACUGAAGAGUUCAAACUGUCAACUCAACAUACUGAAGUUAUCUGGUUGUAUGGUGACAGAGGAAGGCUGUUGUUUUCUAGCUUCAGGUCUGAGUUCAAACCCCUCACACCUGAGAGAGCUGGAUCUGAGUUACAAUCACCCAGGACAAUCAUUAGUCAAGCUGCUCUCUGAUCCAAACUACAGACUGGACAAACUCAAUGUGGAUCAUGGAGGAGAGUUCAGGAUUACAGCAGGACUACAGAAAUGUAAGUCUUUUUCACUCUCUCUCACACAUGCAUGCAAUCUUACACUGGAUCCAAACACAGCAAACACUCACCUGUCUCUGUCUGAGAGGAACAGAAAGGUGACACGUGUGAGAGACAAGCAGCCAUAUCCUGAUCAUCCAGAGAGAUUUGAGUGUCAUCAGGUUCUGUGUAGAGAGAGUCUGACUGGACGCUGUUACUGGGAGGCCGAAUGGAGCGGUGGAGGGGUUAAUAUAUCAGUGGCAUAUAAAGGAAACAGCAGGAAAGGACAUGUGUCUCUGUGUGAGAUCAAACAGCUUCCUGUGAGAAACAACUGA
Sinocyclocheilus rhinocerous is the source of this 1950-nucleotide messenger RNA. Its product is annotated as NACHT, LRR and PYD domains-containing protein 3-like. The transcript has 7 exons. The record is from RefSeq and is a predicted model, not a curated record. The annotation marks the transcript as partial. Gene Ontology annotation, molecular function: protein binding. Lineage: Eukaryota; Metazoa; Chordata; Actinopteri; Cypriniformes; Cyprinidae.